Aedes albopictus (Asian tiger mosquito) is the source of this 5311-nucleotide messenger RNA. It is a transcript of the gene fab1, whose product is annotated as putative 1-phosphatidylinositol 3-phosphate 5-kinase. The transcript has 12 exons. Gene Ontology annotation, biological process: phosphatidylinositol phosphate biosynthetic process. The record is from RefSeq and is a predicted model, not a curated record. Gene Ontology annotation, molecular function: metal ion binding; 1-phosphatidylinositol-3-phosphate 5-kinase activity; ATP binding. Gene Ontology annotation, cellular component: endosome membrane. NCBI's taxonomy places the organism in Eukaryota, Metazoa, Arthropoda, Insecta, Diptera, Culicidae. Bases 1 to 5196 code for a protein of 1731 amino acids.
AUGAAUAGGAAUCUUCAUUCUUCGACGGCCUUGACCGAAUUUGCCAGAGACUUCGAUGAAGAACCGGAAACCAUGUUUUCCAAGUUUGUGACUAAAUUUACGACUGGCAUUUACAACAGUGGUAGCAGCACAUCAAAUCUUGUUAAAACAGAAGAUAAAAUAGUCAAGAGUGAUAUUAGUGGCGAAAUAACAUUUAAAGUGGAACAAGCAGAUACCAGCGCAGACAAUGUCCAAUCUUUGGACAAUGCUUCCAGUCAGUUAAGCAACAAUUUGUCAACGUCGUCCGAAGAGUCUCAGUCGGAUAUUAUAGUAUCUCGAGGGAGAACCUCCAUCAACGUUUUGAAACGGCUGAUAAAUUUGGUGUCGCAAAAACCAACUAAUUACAAACACUACAAACACACAGACCUUCAAAAGCUAUGGAUGCCGGACUCCACAUCAAUUGAGUGCUACGAUUGUUCAGCAAAAUUUUCUACAUUCCGCAGAAAGCAUCAUUGUCGCUUAUGUGGUCAAAUAUUUUGCACAAAAUGUUGCAACCAAGUUGUCCCUGGUAAAAUUAUCAACUGCACAGGAGACCUGAAGGUAUGCACAUAUUGUUCAAAAGUGGUGCUAUCUUACUUAAAAUCAUCGAAUAUUGCUGCUGAUCUAAAGUCUGAUCUUCGAGCGUUGCAAGAAGACCUUUCCAACAAGCUAUCGACAGGCGCAGCCUCAUCUCAUAGCGAUGGCGAUCCUAGUCUCGUUAAUGUUCAACGUCGUAAAAUUUCCGUUGGUUACCAAGAAGAACGAUUUGCAUCAACUCAGACGCCAACGAUGUCAAGUGCGGAUAGAAAAACUAUUCUCCAGCAGUCAAAUUCGCUGCGAGCAUUAUACGAAGAGAUGAUCAAAGUGCUUCCAAAUCAAAAUCGGGGUCAGGAUUUGAUAGCAUUUCUAAUCAGCAACCAAAAGUCGUCCAAUAAUCGUCAAGCGAUCGCUAUUUUGAAUGCAAUGACGGAAGCUGGCUUUCUCAUUCCGCUUGCAGUCAAUUUUGCCUUGGUAAAUCCAGCCGAUUCCGAAACUGAAGAGAUAAGCAUUUUGGCCGAAUUUGAUGAAAGCAUGAUCUACAAGUUUCUAUGGAUGGACGACGAUGUUUCCCAAUCUGGUUCAUACGAGCUGGAUGUGGACUUUAAAUCCAGUUCAGUGCACCUAAUGCGACCAUGCGGCGAGGAAGAUGAGAGUCAAGAUAUAAUUCCUCCUACCGCUCCUGAUAAUUUUCAAAUCUACUCUAACUUCCGGGAGGUAGAGAUCGAAAAUUCUCUCAAUUUGUCGUCCGGCGCGAAAGCACUACUAGAGUCGUUCUGCGAGCAUGAGGAAAUUCUGCUGAGUCAAUUGCUUCGAAGCGAAAACCUAGAUCCUUCGUGGGCAAAAACCUUGAUUCCGAUUGCAGCUCGUGUGGCCAAUACCGUGAGACCACAGUUGUGUGGCUUGACAGAUGCGAUGGAUAUCAGAAAUUAUGUAUUUUUCAAAAAGUUGCCCGGAGGAAAACGGAAAGAGUGUCGGAUAUUAGGUGGUGUGGCCUUCACCAAGAACGUUGUUCAUCGCCAAAUGAUGUCACGUAUCGAAAAGCCGAAGAUAUUGCUACUCCAGUGCGCCAUUGUAUACCAGCGUGUUGAAGGGAAAUUUGUCAGUUUCGAUACGCUGAUGUUGCAAGAACGAGACUAUCUCAGAAAUAAGGUCACAAAAAUCCUAAGCCUCGGUCCAAACAUUGUUCUGGUGCACAAAAAUGUAGCUGGAAUAGCACAGGACAUGCUAAGAAACAGUGGAAUCACUUUGGUACUGGAUGUAAAAUUGUGUGUGAUGGACAGGAUUGCCCGUUGUUUGGAUUGUGACAUAUUGACAUCCAUAGAUUCCAAUGUUUGCCAGCCCAGGCUAGGGACAUGUGAUACAUUCCACAUUCAAACAUUCUUUGACGAGCAGGGAUCAUCAAAAACGCUUAUGUGUUUUGAGCGUUCGUACAGUCCUCGUGGCUGUUGUGUUCUAUUGCGAGGUGAUAGCAAAAGUGAAUUGGUGAAAAUCAAGAAAAUAAUAUCGUUGCUCCUAUUUGCUCGUUACAACUGGCGCUUAGAGUUGUCGUACUUGUGCGACGAAUACGCUCGACCUCCUUCUCCUAAAUCGAGUAUAUUUGAAUCUAAAGAGCCGAGUCCUUCCGAAGAAUAUAAAAUCAGCAGUGACAGCCUGAAGAAGGAUUCAAACGUUGCUAAGAAGUCCGACGAAGGAAACAAAAAAGUUAACGUCAACAUUGAAAACGUUCGUGAUUUUUCGGAUCCUCUCCGUGCUGUGGAUAUUUCACCGAGCGCUUUUGAAUCAGAAAGUUCUGUAACAUUGGCCGUGGAAACGCCUUUUGAUAAUCGUUUCAGAACAGCUCUCAGUAGCACUAUUUUAUCGGUUAGCCCAUUCUUAAACUUUCCACUGCCGUACUUAGAGACUGAAAAUGGUCGUAAAUGUGCUUUGCGUUGUUUCUUCCCGAACGAGUUGUAUUAUUCUAAACAGUGGAGUGUUCGGACAUUUGAUAAACAAGUAUCCAUCGAGGGAACCAUCGCCGAUCCAACUGAAACGGUCGAACUUUUGCCGCCGCAUGAUUUCACCAAGUACAGAAUUGUGUCUCCAGUAGAGAGUAAAGAAGUGCAAACCGUUCUUGCGAGUUUUCGAGCUUCUGGUGGGCGAUAUCCAAAACAAUCGCAAAUGCAAAAAUCAACGGUUCGUAAAAGACGCAUUACUACACUUCCGCAAAAAUCGAUCGAAGAAUACACUAACAAAGACGCUUUGGAUUUAGUAAAUCAUCAACAGUUACCUGUCUUAUUUUGCAGUUUCUAUUAUAAUCCUAAUGCGCCUUCAUCUUUUUGUGCACAACCUUCGUUUCUAAACAUGCAGUUUUAUGGGCAAAACGACAUCAUGCUUGGAGAGUUUUUAGAACGGUAUUGCUUCCGUAGUUCAUACAUCUGUAAAUCAUGCAAUUUGCCAAUGAUGGAUCACGUACGACGGUAUGUACAUUCAAAUGGCUGCGUGCAUGUUAAGUUGAGUGAAGAUGUGAGCAAAGUCGACACAGGAACUAUACUGAUCACUUCGAAAUGUACUGUUUGUAAUGAAGCAACCAAACCAGCCCCGAUGGCAAACGAUACGUGGUGUUAUUCGUUUGCAAAGUAUUUGGAAUUGAGAUUUCAUGGUCAUUCCUAUAAACGGCGAGAGAUAGAGAGUCACUGCAAAUGUGAUCAUUCUCUGCACCGAGAUCAUGUACAACAGUUUUCUUAUAAGGGAAUCGUUGCCAGUUUCAUGUAUAGUCCCAUUGAUGUAUGGGAAAUCAACUUACCUGCUAUGAUUGUUCGACUGAAAAAUUUGAAAACUUGUGACACACAGCAAAUUGUCGAGGAAGUAAAACAUUUCGCUAUGAAAGGAUAUGAAGUGUAUGCUAAAAUUUUCGACAAGUUGGCAGAACUAUCAGCUGACACGGAUACCUUUUCAAGACUGAAGAAAAAGGCUAAUCAAGACCAAGUCUACUUCAAACAACGCGUUGAAGCUGUGCAAACACUUUUGACAGAGGAGAUAGUUUCAUCAGAAUCUGUAGAAGAUGCAAUGUUGAUGCUUAAGAAAACGAUGGCUGAAACAAUAGAAGAUUGGGAAGCUAAACUGCAUGAUAUUACAGUCCAGAGCAAAUCUAAUCCAACGAAAUCCACAGUAAUGAGUAUUGAUAACGGCACCAUAGCUACGGAAUAUUUGGAUCUUGCUAAAGAUAACGACGCUAACCAAUCGAAUGUUACUGCAAUAGCGAGCGAAGUAAAUGCAGAAGCUUCUUCUCAAGAAUCAGUGGCGGAUGGCAUGAGAAUAGAUGACAAAAAUAUGAAAGAAGGAGAUCGAAAAAGUGUUAAAGGUUAUUUAAGCCACUUCUUGUCUUCCUCUGAAAACACACACUUUUUAAGUUCUCCGUUACCAAAUAACGAGCAUCAUUGCCUUAAAUGUGGAUUAUUUCCCGUUGUCGUUGUUGAUCAGGAUCUGGCUUCUUGUAUAGCUUACUGCUUAGUAUCGGUAGACUACAAAAAAACGUUAGACAAUCUCUAUUCUGGCAAUAUGAAUGAGCAAAGUCCUCAUCUAAAGCGCAAGUCAUUAGACGUGGGAUCGAAUCCUGAAGUGGAUGACUCUGGAUAUGCCAAGUCAGAUAGUGUAGACUGCAAGAAAAGUAAAAAUAAUUCGCAUGUGGAAGUUAAUUUUCAGGAUUCCUCUUGUAGUAUUACUUGUAAAGUGUACUACGCAAAGGAAUUCGACAGUCUGCGAUGCAAUUUACUUAAUGCGUCAAACGAGUCAGCUGAUUCAAUAAACAAAAAAACGACAUGCAGAGUACCAAGCGAUACAAGAAAUACCGAGGAAGAUGUCAACAUGAUCAGAAGAAUGUUCGCCCGAUCGCUUUGUCGGAGUGUGGUAUGGGAGGCACGUGGUGGUAAAAGUGGAUCGAAAUUCAGCAAAACCAUCGACGACCGGUUUGUGCUGAAAGAAAUGUCCAAAACGGAUAUCUCUAUCUUUGAGAACUUUGCGCCGAACUAUUUCGAAUAUUUGACGCAGUGCUCGACGAGGCAACAACCCACUUUGCUGGCUAAAAUUUUCGGGGUAUUCAAGGUUACGGUUCGAAGGAAAGACUAUACGGCCCACGAGAAAACUGUUUUGGUAAUGGAAAAUUUGUUCUGCAAUCGAGAAAUAGUAGAAAAAUUUGAUUUGAAAGGAUCGUUGAGGAACCGAAUGGUCGAUCCGAACAGACAGUCCGGCGAAAUAGUACUAAUGGAUGAGAAUCUAAUGCAAAUGUCUUGGACAAAUCCAUUGUACAUCUUAACACACAGUAGGACCGUUUUGAAGGACGCCAUAGAGAGAGAUUCUUCAUUUUUGGAGAAGAAUGAAGUUAUGGACUAUUCUCUGUUGGUUGGAUUAGACAAUAAAGAACGGUUACUAGUUGUUGGCAUAAUUGAUUACAUUCGUACUUUUACACUAGACAAAAAAGUUGAAUCUAUUUUGAAGCAAUCAGUAAUGAUGGGCGGAGGUCAUGGAAAAUUACCUACUGUAAUAAAACCCAAAAACUACAAAACUCGUUUUAUUGAAGCAAUGGACCGUUACUUUCUACCUGUUCCUGAUAGGUGGGAUGGCCUAACGAAGAACAGUUUUAUUCAAAAUUCAUCAUGUUGACACUGUACAAAAAAUGAGUUUUGAAUUGGUAUUUUAAGUUUCAUUUUGUCUUUAAAUUUAGCUAUUUAAAAAUAAUCAACUCUAUAUAAAAUAUACAUAUGUAUCAAUGUUUGUA